AUGACACCGGGCGUCGCCUUCUUCUACGCUGGUCUUGCCGGUGAAGAAAUGGCGUCCAACACCAUCAUGAUGUCGUUCGUGAGCAUGGCCCUUGUAUCCAUUCAAUUCUGGGCCUUCGGAUACUCGACAGCUUUCGGAUCCAACGGUAUUUUCGUUUGGAGCGGGUACAUUAAUGUGGGGCAGUCCCCCAGCGGCACAUACGACACUGAAAUCCCCCACACUUUAUUUGCCUUCUUCCAGACGCAAUUCGCCAUGAUCAGUCCUGCGCUACUCAGUGGCGGUAUUGUGGGGCGCAUGAAAUAUGGAUCGUUUUUGCUUUUCAUCUUCCUGUGGACAUCACUGGUGUACGAUCCAUUGGCUCACUGGAUGUGGUCGCUCAAGCUCGAUGACUCGUGGGCGAUUACCGCGAUGGGUUGGGAGGGCAAGAUGGGAUCACUUGACUUUGCGGGAGGCACCGUUAUCCACAUUUCGAGUGGAUUUGGAGCCCUUGCGGCUGCUCUUAUGGUCGGAAAGCGAUACAACCACGGAGAACCAGUCAAGCCCCACAACGUGCCGUUAGUGAUGAUUGGUCUAACUCUGUUGUGGUUCGGCUGGUUUGGCUUCAACGCCGGUUCGGAAGGUGCUGCUGACGGAAUCGCUGCCACAGCUGCUAUUAAUACUCAUUUAGCAGCGAGUGCGGGAUUCUUGACGUGGGUAUGUCUGGAAUUUGUCAUGUCUACCAAGUUUGAUCCUUGUGGAGCUGCUACUGGUGCUGUGGCUGGUCUGGUUGCUAUCACCCCCGCUUGUGGUUAUGUGUAUCCGUGGGCAUCGGUGAUCUUCGGCGUGGUUGGUGCCGCAACGGGGUUCACUGCUAUUCACAUGAAGAACCACCUGCGCUACGACGACACCCUUGACUCGUUCGCUAUCCACGGCUGUACGUCAACCCGAACAUCAAGGGUGGUUGGUGCCUUCUACGGCAAUGGUGCCCAAUUCACGCACCAGUUGGUUUCUCAGUGCGUAGCUGCAGCUUACUCAUUCGUAGUAACGAUUAUCAUCCUGUACCUGAUAAAGAUCACGAUUGGUCUUCGUGUGGAUGAAGAUAACGAGGUGAACGGGAUUGAUCUUACGUACCAUGGCGGCUUCGCGUACGACUACAAACCACAGGAUUAUGCCGUGAAGACUGAAAAUAGUGACUCAAGCGAUUUUUUUAUUGUGGGUGCUCCGGACCAAUCGUAA
Peronospora farinosa is the source of this 1215-nucleotide messenger RNA. NCBI's taxonomy places the organism in Eukaryota, Oomycota, Peronosporomycetes, Peronosporales, Peronosporaceae. The record is from the annotation of a GenBank genome assembly.